CGCCUCGGCUCUGGGCAGGAUGGCAGGGACAGACAAGAAGUUUGACGAUCUCUUGGCCUCCUUGAAAACCAGAAGAUGGAACCUGUACAUUCUGGUCAUGAUUAGCCUGCUGUACACGCAGCUGCCCAUGUUCAUAUUCUCGCCCACCUUUGCCGUGCCCAACAUUCCGCACACCUGCAUUGCCGCCACACCUGAAGACAAUCCCACCGACACCAUACCUGUCUCACCUGCCGCUGCUGGUCUGGCUAACGCGACCCUGGGCUUGGUUGAUGCUGCUGCUGCUGCUGAUGAUGAUGAUGAGUCGUGCUCCCUACCAGGUGCGCCAGGUGGCUCGUCCAGGCCGUGCACCAGCUGGGCCUUCAACAACACUGUGUACGGCCGCACUCUGACCUCUGAGUUCCAGCUGGUGUGUGACAGAAGGUUCCUGCGAGGGCUGUUCAGCAGUGCCUACUUCUUCGGCAGCAUCUCUGGGUCGUCACUGAGCGGUUGGCUGUCAGACAGGUUUGGCCGCAAGAAGACAUUGUUUGUGGGGAGUGUGUGCUUCCAGACCGCCACCAUCAUUCUGCCGUGGAUUCCCAGCCUGACGCCUAUCUUUGUUCUUCGCUUCAUUAUGGGCUUCUUGCACCCGUGUAUCGUCCACUCUGGCUUCACGUUAGUAAUGGAGAUCUUUGAGGAGCGGUGGCGGUCAACAGCCGGCAUUCUCAUCUUCUUGCCGUGGUGCUUUGGCAUGGCAGUGAUGGCUGGAGUCAGCGCCCUGGUACGGGACUGGCGCUGGCAAAACUUCUACCUCGCCCUGCCCUGCCUUCUUCUGCUGCCACUGCUGUGGCUGAUUGAUGAAUCUCCUCGGUGGCUCAUCGUGCGGGGGCGCCACACGGAGGCCCUCAAGGUGCUGCAGAGGGUCGCCCGCUGGAACAAAACCACCCUACCGCCCGCCAAGGACCUACAGAACCUUAUGGAGGAGAUCUUUCGGGAGUCCGCAGACAGCGGGCGGCAAAAGCGGAAGGGCAGAUGGCAGAAGGUGUCGCAGUUCUUGGAGUCCUUCUUGGUUUUGGUCAGGACAAAAAGGAUGCGAAGGAUAACCCUGAUGCUGUUCUUCUGUUACUUCGCCACAUCCAUGGGGUACUCCGGACUCUCGUUGGGCGGGGACCUCUUCAGCUCAGAUCCCUUCAUAUACAUGGCAGUCAGCGGUCUGGUGGAGAUCCCUGGGUCCACCUUCACCAUUCCUCUUGUGGAGCGGUUCGGAAGAAGGCUCUCCAACAUCGUGUUUUACUUCCUGACUGGGGCGUGUCUUCUUGCCCUUCCCUUCAUCCCGGAGCUCAGGUGGUUGGUGAUGACGCUGGCUCUUCUGGGUAAGAUGACACUCAAUGCAGCUUACCAGAUUCUCUUUCUGUACACUGGAGAACUAUUCCCAACGGAGGUGAGGACGUGGGGCAUGGGGAACGCCUCAAUGAUGGCUCGCAUAGGAUCUGUGUUAGCGUCCUUCCUCGUCAGCGUAUUAGCAUUGAUUUGA
Messenger RNA from Portunus trituberculatus (swimming crab), 1510 nucleotides. Its product is annotated as organic cation transporter protein-like. Gene Ontology annotation, cellular component: membrane. The coding region runs from base 20 to 1510 and encodes 496 amino acids. Gene Ontology annotation, biological process: transmembrane transport. Lineage: Eukaryota; Metazoa; Arthropoda; Malacostraca; Decapoda; Portunidae. The record is from RefSeq and is a predicted model, not a curated record. Gene Ontology annotation, molecular function: transmembrane transporter activity. The transcript is spliced from 11 exons.